CGGCAGCAACGGCAGCAGCCUCCUCCUCAGCCUCCUCAGACUCAUCAUCAGCAGCAGCGGGUCCGAGGCUCGCUCCCGCACGGGCGCGCUCCCCCUCUUCACCCCCUGCGCCCAUCAUCACAGACACACAGCCAGACUGGAGAGGAGGAGGAUGAUAGGCAAGAAGGCGCGCAGCGGCCCCGACGUGCGGCGCUUCCUCCGCAGGAACUGGCUGCUCUUGUCCACCGUGCUGUCGGUGGUGCUCGGCAUCGGAUUGGGUCUGCUGGUGCGUCAGUAUGGCUCGCUGUCCCAGCUCCACAAGUACUACUUCGGCUUCCCGGGGGAGAUUCUGAUGCGAAUGCUCAAGAUGGUCAUCCUGCCGCUCGUCAUUUCCAGCAUGAUAACAGGUGUGGCUGCCCUCGACUCCGAGGUGUCUGGCAGGAUUGGUUUGCGUGCGGUCGUCUACUACUUCUCCACCACCAUCAUCGCUGUUAUCCUGGGGAUUGUUUUGGUUAUGGCUAUCAAGCCGGGUGUCUCUCAUGAAGCUGACAACCUAGACAGAACGGGCUCAACGCCGGACGUCACCACCGUGGACGCCAUGCUGGACCUCCUCAGGAACAUGUUUGCUGAGAACCUCGUCCAAGCUUGCUUUCAGCAGUUCAAGACCAAGCGUGAGGAAAUUGAACCCAGUAAGCCUGCAGCGAACACAGAAGUGCCACCGUCCGUCACCGUCAUGACAACGCUUGUCCCAGAAAACAUAACCAAGGACUACAAGAUAGUGGGGCUGUACUCAGACGGAGUCAACGUGCUGGGGCUCAUCGUAUUCUGUCUGGUGUUUGGCCUGGUCAUUGGCCAGAUGGGUGAGAGGGGGCGCAUCCUCAUCGAGUUCUUUGACGCACUCAAUGAGGCAACCAUGAAAAUUGUCCACAUCAUAAUGUGUUACAUGCCUAUUGGAAUUCUGUUCCUGAUUGCUGCCAAGAUCAUUGAGGUUGAGGACUGGGACAUCUUCAGGAAACUCGGGCUGUAUAUGGUCACCGUACUGAGCGGGCUGGCCAUCCACUCCAUCAUCUUCCUCCCGCUCAUCUACUUUGUGUUUGUGAGGAAGAACCCGUUCACGUUUUUCCUGGGGAUGGCCCAAGCCUUACUCACUGCCCUCAUGAUCUCCUCCAGCUCAGCAACUCUGCCUGUCACCUUCCGGUGCGCUGAGGAGAACAACAUGAUCGACAAGCGCAUCACACGCUUCGUGCUGCCGGUCGGCGCCACCAUCAACAUGGACGGCACGGCUCUCUAUGAGGCCGUAGCUGCCAUCUUCAUCGCCCAGCUCAACAACUAUGUCCUCGAUGUUGGUCAGAUCAUCACCAUCAGCAUAACAGCAACGGCUGCCAGCAUCGGGGCCGCUGGUGUUCCCAAUGCCGGCAUGGUUACCAUGGUGAUUGUCCUGACUGCUUUGGGACUUCCAGCCAGUGAUGUCACUCUCAUAAUUGCUGUGGAUUGGCUCCUCGACCGCUUCCGAACCAUGGUCAAUGUACUGGGGGAUGCCUUUGGUGCUGGCAUUGUCCAGAAACUCUCCAAGAAGGAGCUGGAGAGAAUGGAUCUGACGUCGGACGUGGACGUGGUGAACCCCUUCGCCCUGGAGGCCACGAUGGACGACGAGGAUGGCGAGAAAAAGUCCUACGUCAACGGUGGUUUCACGGUGGACAAGAGCGACACCAUAUCCUUCACACAGACCUCUCAGUUCUAGCGGUCAGCGGAGGGCGGGAGCUGGUGAGGCGCCGCGCUGAACGUGCGAGGCUGGAGGUAGGAGUCGUAGCAUCAGUGCCACCACACGACGACAACGAUGACGACCACAACAAGCAGUGAGAGCGGAAGCAUCGGGAGCCAGACUUCGGCAAUAGCUACCAUUAGUUCUCCCAGGGGCCCUUCGGGAGUCGGUGCCAAACUGGAGAAAGAAGAUCAGGACACGGAGGUGUUUCCAUAAACACAGGGGCUGCUCUCCUGAACAGGAGUGCUUCACUGAGGACAAACACACUUUGCUUCAUGCUUACGAGUUGUGUGUUGUGUAGCCUUAUGUGAGACCACAUCAUUCUAGAGUCAACCGGCCCAGCCCGCUGUCAUGGAAAGCCAGACUGCUGUGUGCGCGACAUUCAGAUCUUCUCCUCAUCAUCAGUGUCAUUGUGGCUUUUGGAAGCGCCGCCUUCUCCGUCCACGUGUUUGUGCUGCGUAAAACUCACUCGAACCUGGCCGCUGGACUAUGCUGUGUAUGUGUCCUCUAUCAUCGAGCAUGGGUAACGCAUCCGACAAUGAGUAUACUCAAGAACAUCUAUGAUUAAUGUCGUUCUUAGAUCCAAAUUUUUUUAGAUCCUUUUUUAUUUCAGAAUAUUAAUUGUGACUUUUGUGGAAUUUUCUAGAUCAGCUCUUAUAAUUGUAGCUCAUUUGCCUGCAUGAUUCAUAUGGGGUAGAAAUGUAGGGUAGAGAUGGGUUUGACCUUACAGAGAGUUCUGGUAGGAACCAGCAAGCCAUCUUUCUUCAUCAGCUGUUUCCUCUUUUCCAAGUUCUCGGCAACGCCACCACGUGCAUUAGGAAACGUGUGCGUUACCGCAUACCGAGCAGCCGUUCUCCAGGAGUGUAAAGCCCUGGCGCGUUUGUAUAAAAGGAGUCAUUUCCCUCAUUUGCUCGAAUGUUUGGGUGCUGCAGGUUUUGUUAAUGAGUUUCAUACCUGUUUGUUUUUUGGUAAUUCAGACCCAGACAGUUCUGAGUGUUCUAGAACAUUCUGUUUCCGUCAAAUGCAGUGUACAGCGAGAGGGAGCUUUUUAAAAUAUGUUACUAAUGAGUUGAUGCAUGAAGCAAUGUGAGAGAUUUUUAAAUGAGGGAGCAUGUGAAUGAAGACUGCUGAUUGGGAUUUGUUGUGUCAAGGACCACAGGAGCUGGUGGUGGAGAUCCCUGGUGUGUCCUGCGGUCCUCGGUUGUAGUGUCAUGGAGAAAAUUCAAAAUUUUUAUUACUUGUGAAGAAGCCGUGGCUUGAAGAAACGCGCUGUACUGUAGUAUCGUACACCCCACCCUCUGAGCACUCUUCCAUCCAUGGGGGAUGGCAGUGACCAAAGCCAUUUGAUAGUCAGUUUGCGGUGACAAACCAUCCACAGUCACUGCGCCGAUCCUAAAGCAGAACCCGGAAAGGACCCGCUGAAAGAAGCGUUUGACUUGGACCCCAUACAGGCAAUAUGAUCCUACAA
Messenger RNA from Scleropages formosus (Asian bonytongue), 3209 nucleotides. RefSeq names its product solute carrier family 1 member 1 (gene slc1a1). The coding region runs from base 152 to 1720 and encodes 522 amino acids. Gene Ontology annotation, biological process: L-glutamate transmembrane transport. Gene Ontology annotation, cellular component: plasma membrane. Gene Ontology annotation, molecular function: L-glutamate transmembrane transporter activity; L-cysteine transmembrane transporter activity; glutamate:sodium symporter activity. The record is from RefSeq and is a predicted model, not a curated record. NCBI's taxonomy places the organism in Eukaryota, Metazoa, Chordata, Actinopteri, Osteoglossiformes, Osteoglossidae. The transcript is spliced from 12 exons.